GUGCCUGGCAGACGGCGGCGGCGGGCGGACGGGUGCGUUCCUGGUUUCCCGCGGCCGAGUCGGCAGAGAGACGGAGAGACAGAGACAGAUCUUCCACCUGCUGGUUCACUCCCCAAAUGUCUGCAACAGCCGAGGCUGGGCCAGGCCGAAGCCAGGAGCCACAAACGCAGUCUGGGUCUCCUGCUUGGGUGGCAGGGUCCCAAGUACUUGAGCCGUUAUCUGCUGCUUCCUCUGUGGGUUACAGAAGAAAUGAGAUGUGGUCUGAAGGACGCUAUGACUAUGAAAGACUCCCAAGAGAACGGGUACCUCCUCGCAGUCACCCUGGCGAUGGCUACCGUAGAGUAGUUAAUAUUGUGCCAAAGAAACCACCACUGCUAGACAGACCUGGUGAAGGAAGCUACAAUAGAUAUUACAGUCAUGUUGAUUACCGAGAAUAUGACGAGGGCCGCAGUUUUUCUCAUGAUCGAAGAAGUGGUCCGCCUCACAGAGGAGAUGACUCUGGGUAUCGGUGGACGAGAGAUGAUCAUUCUGCAAGCAGACAGACUGAAUACAGGGAGAGGCAAACAACGGAGCCCUUACUCCCUCUUCCUCCAGAGGCCCUGCGACGGAAAGCUCCCUCCUUCACAAGGGAGAGGCAAACAACGGAGCCCUUACUCCCUCUUCCUCCAGAGGCCCUGCGACGGAAAGCUCCCUCCUUCACAAGGAACAUGAGAGAUGGCUUUAGAAGAAAAGGUUUCUACUCUUCCCAUUACGUGAGAGACCGGUCUCCUCAUAAAAGGGACGCUCCUUUUCUCAGAGAAUCACCUGUAGGCCGCAAGGACUCUCCUCACAGCAGAUCCGGCUCCAGUGUCAGUAGCAGAAGCUACUCUCCGGAAAGAAGCAAAACAUACUCUUUCCAUCAGUCUCAGCAGAGAAAGCCCGCGCGUGCUGGUACCUUCUACAAACGGCAGAAUGAAGGAAAGCCAGAAAGAGGUAAGGAGAGAGCUGUCCAGUCUUUGAAAACAUCAAGAGACACUUCGCCCUCCAGUUCUUCAACAGUGCCUUCAUCAAAGACGCUGGACAAGCCCAGCAGGCUGACCGAGAAGGAACUUGCAGAGGCGGCGAGCAAGUGGGCUGCUGAGAAGCUGGAGAAGGCGGAUGAAAGCAACUUGCCGGAAAUUUCGGAGUACGAGGCGGAAUCUACGGCACCGUUAUUCAUUGAGCAUCCAGAGGAACCUGAAUCCAGUACAACUGCAGGUGUGGAAUUAUUUGAAGACAGUCAGCUAACUACUCGCUCUAAAGCAAUAGCAACCAAAACCAAAGAGAUUGAGCAGGUUUACCGGCAAGACUGUGAAACCUUCGGGAUGGUUGUCAAGAUGCUGAUUGAGAAAGAUCCUUCUUUAGAGAAGUCCAUACAGUUUGCACUGCGGCAGAAUUUGCAUGAGAUAGGCGAGCGGUGUGUUGAGGAGCUCAAGCAUUUCAUCACAGAGUACGACACUUCCACUCAAGAGUUCGCUGAGCCUUUUUAGAAAAUUUCAUCCUCAGAAAAGUGUUCUUGAUCCCCCACCCCUGGAUUGUAUAAAUCCUUAAUAUAUGGAAUUUUUGCAGUGAAGAGACAUACUUUAUGAUAGUUGACCACAUUUCUGUAUCAAAUAAAGAUGUCAAACCAAA
Molecule: messenger RNA, 1650 nt
Organism: Lepus europaeus (European hare)
Lineage: Eukaryota; Metazoa; Chordata; Mammalia; Lagomorpha; Leporidae
Gene: PPHLN1
Product: periphilin 1
Exons: 13
Coding region: 117-1508 (463 amino acids)
Biological process (GO): negative regulation of DNA-templated transcription; negative regulation of gene expression, epigenetic; protein localization to heterochromatin
Cellular component (GO): nucleoplasm
Source: RefSeq, a predicted model, not a curated record